AUGCAAAGGGCUUUGGAAGAGAUUCGGGAGGCUCUCGGCCAUGACGACGUCAUUUCCACCGAUCCCGAGGACUUGUGGGCGCAUGGUUACUCUGAGUGGUCGACGACUAAUCCGGAUGGCCUUCCGGUUGCUGUGGCGUAUCCGCGGUCGACCCGGGACGUGUCCAUCCUGGCCCAGAUAUGCUACAAGUACAAGGUCCCCGUCAUUCCGUACUCUGGCGGGUCUAGCCUGGAGGGCAACUUUUCCGCCCCGUACGGCGGCAUCAGCGUCGACUUUGCAUUUAUGGACAAGGUUGUCCAGUUCAACAGAGACGACAUGGACGUCGUUGUGCAGCCUAGCAUCGGCUGGCAGGACUUGAACGAGCAGCUCGCUAAACAGGGCAGCGGCUUGUUUUUCCCCAUCGAUCCUGUCAAAUAUGGCACCAUGAAGGACUGGGUCAUCAAUCUUACCGUUGUGCUCGCCGACGGCACCGUCAUCAAGACUAGGCGACGGCCUGGAAGUCUUCGGCGGGCUACCCUCAAGCUUGCGGUUGUGCCGGAGGAUCUCUCCGUCGCCGUGGUGCCCUUCCCCUCUAUCCGAGACGCCGCAUCUGUUGCGGCUGAGGUGAUGCAAACCGGCAUCCCCAUCGCCGCCAUGGAAAUCAUGGACGAAGUGCAGAUGAAAGUGUUUGCUGGCACCAAGAGUAGCGUGCGCGAAAACAUCAACCAGGUGAAGCGCAUCGCCAAGGCGCACAAGGGUGGCGAGUUUGAGUUUGCCAAAGACGAGCAGGAGCAAAAGCUUUUGUGGUCGGCCAGGAAGGAGUCUUUGUGGUCCAUGCUUGCCCUGAGGAAAGAUGGGGAGGAAGUUUGGAGCACCGACGUUGCUGUCCCUUUUAGCAGGCUCGCCGACAUCAUUGAGGUGAGCAAGAAGGAGAUGGACGAUCUCGGUCUCUUCGCGAGCAUUCUGGGUCACAUUGGCGACGGCAACUUCCACGAGAGCAUCAUCUACAACCGCACCAAGAAAGAGGAACGCGACAAGGUCGAGAAAUGCGUCAAGAAUAUGGUCAAACGAGCCAUCGACAUGGAGGGGACCUGCACGGGAGAGCACUCCGUCGGAUGGGGCAAGAAGGACUCUCUUCUCCUUGAAGUUGGGCCUGAUACGCUCGGUGUUAUGAGGGCGAUCAAGAGAGCGCUUGACCCUCACUGGAUCAUGAACCCAGGCAAGAUCAUGGAUGUGCCUUGA
Parascedosporium putredinis is the source of this 1221-nucleotide messenger RNA. The record is from the annotation of a GenBank genome assembly. NCBI's taxonomy places the organism in Eukaryota, Fungi, Ascomycota, Sordariomycetes, Microascales, Microascaceae.